AUGCCUCCAUCCGCCAAAAUUUUAACUUCGGAACAAAAAAUUCUGCCAAAACAAACCAGCGAAGUCGGAGAAAUCGAAAAAGAAAAAAUAUAUGAAAGCAUCGAAGAAGAGGAUGAACAGAAAAGAGUAAUAAUAAAUGAAAGCGUUGAAACGCCACAGCAUAGACAUAAUAAAAAUCCGUAUCGACCAGACGAAAGACCUCAUAAAGUGCCUGCACCAGUUAAAAUUAACCCAUAUGCUCUUUUCAAGAAGGAUGAUGAUUCAGAACAAGGUGAGUUAUCUCUAAAAUAUGAGUACCUAAAGAAACACGCUCACGACGAGAAAGCUCAAACGCAACAAGACACUGGCUCAAAUGAACCCAAUCCGUGGCAACAUCUAGAACAUUCCAAAUCAAAAGAAAUUCACCGCCCUUUAGACACAGCCAUUCACGAACGUAAUCCAGUAAGUUCUGAAAAAAAUAUUAAUUAUGCGAUGAAAAAUAAAAAGAAAAAUUUAUAUAGCCGUAAUGGACGUGAGAAAAACAAUAAUAGAAACGAAUAUAAUGAAGCUAGACUAAAAACAGAUUAUGGUUCUAAUUCAAGACCACAGUUCAAAUCUGGCAAAAUACCGAGUUUACCUGUCAUAGAUAUUGAUGAAAACGGCGAAAGGAAAAUAGAAGAAAUUACUGAGGAACCUCUGGAACAACGAAAACCUGUUAUUAAUGAAGAGGUUUUGGAAGGCGGCAAGAUUAGAAAGAGUUGGGGUGGUACUGCAUAUAGAGGUGCCUAUUCAGAAGUCGAGGAGAGUAAUCCCGAGGAACCAGAUAAUGAUACGCAAGAUUCAAGAUCAAAUCCUGGAUAUGAACUAGGGGAACUAACAACGACGAAGAGAGUUAUUCGUAAAGAGGGUAGUAGGUAUUACACUUACCUCUCAGGACCUGAGUACGCAGAAUUCCACCAGCAAUUAGCAAAUGAACGGAGGAAAGAUGAAGAAUUUCAUUAA
Arctia plantaginis is the source of this 981-nucleotide messenger RNA. NCBI's taxonomy places the organism in Eukaryota, Metazoa, Arthropoda, Insecta, Lepidoptera, Erebidae. The record is from the annotation of a GenBank genome assembly.